UAUAUAAACUAUGAGCGAGCUUCUUACUUCAUUAGAUGGUGAAGCAUUGCAUAAAUAUGUUUGCCAAGGUUGUUCUUCUCGGUGUUCUCGCAUUCUUAGCGUCUGUAGCCUACGCUCUACCGCCACCGGUUGAUGAGGAAAAACCUUUUGAUUGUCCCGAAAAUGAGAAAUAUUACAAAUGCAGCCCGCAGGUGUGCUGGAAGACAUGCGAUCACCUCGUUAAUCCGCCACCCUGUCCGCAACUAGCAGCGAACUGUUACCAGCCCGAUUGCGAAUGUAUUGACAAUUAUUUACGCGAUGGAGAGGGAAAAUGCAUACCUGAAUAUGAUUGCCCGAAACAGCCAUUUAUCCCAUUAUAAAUCUACGUGACGGGAGAUCUAACAUAAAGGACAACUUCAUAUACACAGUAUAUGAAGUACACAGUAAUUAUAAAUACAAUCUAUAAAUAGUUUAAUUAUUGUCAACUCUGUUGAGAUCAACCAUGAAUAACUCGUAGCUAUAUCAUCGAUGUAUAAUUUAUUAACCUCGGAACAAGGCGCAAUUAUAAUUAAAAUUGAAAUGCUAA
Messenger RNA from Bicyclus anynana (squinting bush brown), 565 nucleotides. Its product is annotated as inducible metalloproteinase inhibitor protein. The record is from RefSeq and is a predicted model, not a curated record. The coding region runs from base 36 to 359 and encodes 107 amino acids. Lineage: Eukaryota; Metazoa; Arthropoda; Insecta; Lepidoptera; Nymphalidae. The transcript is spliced from 3 exons.